Protopolystoma xenopodis is the source of this 807-nucleotide messenger RNA. NCBI's taxonomy places the organism in Eukaryota, Metazoa, Platyhelminthes, Monogenea, Polystomatidea, Polystomatidae. The record is from the annotation of a GenBank genome assembly.
UCUUCUGGUAUGUGUUGUCGGGGUCAACCCUUAUUACCUGCACCAGUCCAGACGCCGUCACGACUGGCAAACGUAAGUUAUUUAACUGUGCAAAGAGCCUGUCCACGCUGGCUAGUGCGACAGAACGAGAUCCGAAUAGCAGCCCAACGGCAUCAACUGAUUCGGUUGCACCAAGAGCAGCGCCAAAUUCAGCAACAACAGCGACAAGCAAAAGAAGAGCAGUCGGGAAGACAAAGAAAGAAGUGCAAAGAGAAAAAUCAGAAAGUUGAUAAUGCAGCAAAAAUUAAUUGCACGCCAUGCAACAUUAGUGCUACUCAUAAUGGCCCCUUGGAAGAAGUUUCGCCUUGGUUGGAGAGAGUCGUCUUCCAGGUGUGGGACUUUGAUGCACCAUCCUUUUCUGUGCCUUCCUCUAGAGGGCCUUGUUCCUCAUCGUCUCCACUCUUUCCUCGCCAUAACCCUGAUGCCCUAUUGCCUUGCAGAUCUUCUCUUGAUAUACCAUAUUCAGGGAUACCACGUAGUGACUAUAUGUUGGAUAGUCUACACUCAGGAGUACAUACUUCACUUAAUCAACAGCUGUGUCAACACCCUUGUCGUCAUGAUCAAUCAUAUAUGGACGUUGGUAGAUACGACCCCUCUUUAAGCCUAUCCCCACAAGAUGGAGUUGAGCCUGGAGAGGCCACUGGAGCCAAAAUGGUCGAGCUCAAUUCUAACUGUGCAGGCGGUGAAGGGGAAAGAAAUCGUUCAAGACAGUCUGCCAACUCUACCGUCGUAGCUGACAGAAAAAGAGCUUCCGGGUAUUUAUUCUAA